UUGUUAAUUAAUUUCUGAACGCUAAGAAAGGCUAAUUCGGAAGUUGAUGGUUUCCGAACGAGCGGAUGUAGCUAGCUCGCUCUAAAAAAAAAAAAAAAAAGAAUGACAGAUAAGAUAUAAGACAGGACAUUGUGAAGUGCGUAAGAUUUUUUUUCUUUGUGAUUUAAUAAUAAAAGAAUGCAGAGUUAACAUAAAAUAUUAUUUUAUUUAGACCCUCCCACAAAAUUCUCGUCCGGGAUAAUAUUGGGUCUAAAUAAUUCGGAAGACUUACAUCACAAUAAUUGGAUUAGUGGCUUGCACGUUUCACCGGCCGGUAACCAAAAAUAAAAAACGAACGAAGUUAGCAAGAAGACGCGGACUACGUGCAAACAAACGAAAAGAUGCCUGACGACGAUAAAAACGAUAGCAACAAGGUCGGUAAUCUGAUGAACGUGGUGGACUCCAUACCCAAGUUCACUGGCGACGAUAUGACUUAUUCGUCGGCGAGGUGGACACAAGACCUGGAGGAUAACGCAGAGAUAUUCGGGUGGACUCCGCAGCAAAAGUUAAUAAUUGCUCGCCGGUGCCUGGGCGGCACGGCUGAAUUGUGGCUGAGGACGGAAAAAGCUUUUAAAAAUUACGAGGAACUGAAAACAGCGCUCUUAAAAGAAUUUUCUGAGGCGGUUAACAGUAAGCAAAUGCACGAGAUGAUGAGCACCCGUAAGAAGCGGAGCAACGAGUCAUAUUAUCAAUACAUGCUUGUUAUGAAAGAAUUAGGAAAAAGGGCGAAAUUCCCAGACUAUGUGUCGAUACAAUAUAUCAUAGACGGUAUAAUAGACUACGAGUCCAACAAAUUAUUGUUUUAUGGAGUAACCUCAUACCCGGUGCUCAAAGAAAAGCUGGCUCUGUACGAGUCGUUUAAGAGAAAGACGUUAAAGAAGCCGUUACGCGAGAAGACUGAGAAAGAAGAGAGUGAUAAAAAACCAAAGGAAGGCGGACAAGUUAAGCAAUUCCUGCGCUGCUAUAAGUGUGGCGAAAAGGGGCAUACAUCAACAAGCUGCUUGAAAGGUGUAAAAUGCUUUAAGUGUAACGAGUACGGGCAUAUAGCAACGAAUUGCAAGACAGAAAAUCCCACUGAAAAAUCAUCAAACAAUGGCGGCGCAAGGAGCAUUCGAAAAUCCAUGUUCGUGACGUCACAAGAGGUUGGCAAUUCUGACCUAGUGAAUGAAGAGAGCGACGGUGAACCGGAAGCGUCAGCGAGGGUGAGUGAUCAAAUCACCAAGUCUAGUUCGUUCGGCCAUGUUCAUUUUCCGUCAUCCAGUAAUCAGUGUGACAUUGACAUUCGUGACAGGUGUCAACGUGGACGGGUACUAAAUAUAAACAAAGCAAAGCGUAUUCUAAAUAAAAGUGUAAAAAUCGUGAAAAUUGUCUCAGUGAUGAACGCCCUUCAGUACAGGAAAUUAUACAUAAUUAUACACCUAAGAAGAUUAGAGAUGCUCCCAUAAAGUUGAAAAUAGUUUUAAAAGAUGAUGUUCCUGUCACACAAUGGCCAAGAAGGUUAGCUUUAG
Plodia interpunctella (Indianmeal moth) is the source of this 1547-nucleotide messenger RNA. RefSeq lists its product as uncharacterized. NCBI's taxonomy places the organism in Eukaryota, Metazoa, Arthropoda, Insecta, Lepidoptera, Pyralidae. Gene Ontology annotation, molecular function: nucleic acid binding; zinc ion binding. Bases 381 to 1484 code for a protein of 367 amino acids. The transcript has 2 exons. The record is from RefSeq and is a predicted model, not a curated record.